AUGAAUAGUUUAUUUAUGUUUCGUCGUGUAUUAUCAGUGUCAGAGAAAAGAUAUAGAACAUUAUCAAUCUCUUCAUCAUCAUCAUCAUCGAGAGAUAUCUAUCCAAUAAUGAAAAAACUUAUUGAUACAAAACAAUAUAAAAAGGCUAUAGAUAUUUUUGAUGAAAAAUUUGACUUAUGUAAAGACCUUGAAAUAGAUUUGGCAUUGAAAGCUUGUCUUAACUUAAAUGAGUAUCAACGCGCUAUUAAUAUUCAACAAAAACUUUCUCAAAAUUCACUUAACAAUCCUUAUAUACAAACAUCACUUAUUCAAUUAUAUAUACAACAUCAUGAUAUUAAUAAUGCUUAUCGUCUAUUUUUGAAAAUAACCAAUAAAUCCAUUUAUAUCUAUACGACUAUGAUUAAAGGUCUUAUUUCAAAUAAUAUGUUAGAUAGAGUGCUUGAUUUAUUUGAUGAAAUUAAAAUUCAACCUAAUGAGAUUAUGCUCACUAUGUUAUUUGAUGUUUGUGCUCGACUUAAUAAUGAUCGUGCAAAACAAACUGGAAAAAAAAUUCUAAAUGAAAUGUCAGAAAAGUUUCUGAACGAUAGUAUUCUACUUAAUUCAGCAAUAAUUAUGCUAAUGAAAUUUGGUGAUGUUAAAAGUGCCGAAGAUCUUUUUCAUAAAAUAAAGAAUAAGAAUAUUAUUAAUUAUGGUGCUAUGAUGAAAGGAUAUACAUUAAAUAAUAUGUGUGACAAAGCAUUGGAUUUAUUUGAACAAAUAGAAUCAAAUCACAGUAAUAUUAGUUAUACGAUUAUUUUCAAUGCAUGUGCUCAACUCUUAAAUGAUCGAGCAAGACAAAUUGGAAGAAAACUUCUAGAUGAAAUGCCUAAGAAGUUUAAAGAGAAUAGUUAUGUUCAGACUUCAGCAAUAGACAUGCUAAUGAAAUUUGGUGAUGUUCAAAAUGCCGAGAUCUUAUUCGAAAAGCUCAAAAACAGAGAUAUUGUCACUUAUAACGCUAUGAUGAAAGGAUAUACAUUAAAUAACAUGUGUGAUAAAGUAUUAGAUUUAUAUGAACAAACAGAAUUAAAUCUCAGUAAUAUUAGUUAUACGAUUAUUUUCAAUGCAUGUGCUCAACUCUUAAAUGAUCGAGCAAGACAAAUUGGAAGAAAACUUCUAGAUGAAAUGCCUAAGAAAUUUAAAGAAGACAGUUAUAUUCAAACUUCAGCGAUAGACAUGCUAAUGAAAUUUGGUGAUGUUCAAAAUGCUGAAAAUCUAUUUGAAACAAUAAAGAACAAAAAUAUUAUUACAAGAAAUGAAAAAAAUGAUAUAAAAGUCGAUGAAAUCAUUUCAAUCAUAUUGAUUGAUACAUGUGCUCGAAUUGGUAUCCGUUCAAUAUGUGAAUCAAUUGUUAGUCAAAUUCCAUCAUAUUUAUGUAAUAAUCAACAGAUGUAUAGUGCAUUAAUUAGUAUGUGGGGAAAAGCUGGUCUGGUGGAAAAUGCUCAACAAAUAUUUGAAUUAGUUGAUCAACCUGAUGUGAUUACAUACAAUGCAAUGAUUAAUGCAUAUGGAAAAAAUCGUAUGGGGUUUGAAGCUGUUGAUUUAUAUCGAAAUAUGCCUAAUGAUUUACGCAAUGACAUUUCAUAUAUUUGUAUAUUAAAUGCAUGUUCACAUUCAGGCCUUCUCGAUGAAGCUUACUCAAUUUUCAAUGAAAUUUCUCAUAAAACGGAGCAAGUUAUCACUACAAUGGUUGAUUGUUUAAGUCGUCUGUUUUUACUUGACGAAGCACAAAAACUAAUCGAAGAUUAUGAAAAAUGCAAUGCACCACAUUCAGUAAUGUAUAUGGCACUUCUAUCUGGUGCACGCAAUUCUCGACAAUUUCAUUUAUCACAAGAAAUUUAUAAACGAAUGAAAUUACUAUUUCCGAAUGAAAAAAAUCUUUUAAUAUCUGCUUCAACUCUUCUUUGUAACAUAUCCUCAUCGCUAGGACGUCACGAAGAAGCACAAGCCAUUCGAUUCGAUCGAAUUAAAGAAUUCGGAAAUAAAGUUAAAGUAGGUUUAUCAUGGACUGAAGUUAAUGGAGAAGUAGUGCAGUUCACAGCUCAUGAUCAAUCUCAUCGUCUAUCAAAAGAAAUUUAUGCUGAAGCUCAACGAAUAUCAGCUGAACUAAUCCAGUAUGGACAUGUUCAUGAUGCAAGUUGGAUUACUCGUCCAAUACGCGAACAUGAAACAGUUGAAUCUAUUUUAUGUUCGCAUAGUGAAAGGUUGGCUAUUGCCUUCAAUUUUAUUGAAGGAAGAAAACCAUCCUUUAUUCAAAUCACGAAAAAUCUUCGUGUUUGUGGUGAUUGUCAUCAAGCUACAAAAUUAAUUGCCAAAAUACGGCAAGUAGAGAUUGUGGUUCGUGAUGCCAAUUGUAUUCAUCAUUUUUCCACUAAUGGAUCAUGUUCAUAAAAUAAUGGAACUAUAUAUUAUCUAUAUAUACCUGAUAAAGAUUAUCCUGGAGUUCAAUGUUAUAGUGAUGAUCAGAUAACUAGUAUAAACCAUGACCAUCCAUUUCCACAUGAUGGUGAAUAUAUAUAUUAUUUAUGUGACAACGAUGAACACAGUAUUCAACCAAAGAAAUAUAAUAUUUUAUUUCAUUCUAUUUGUAAUAGACUUCCAGAAUUGAUUAAUGAAACUGAUGAGACUGAAUGUGAAUUUUGGCCAUGUAAUAAUUUACAUACUCGUUGUGAUCAUUUUUCAAAUUGUGUAGAUGGUGAAGAUGAAUUUGAUUGUUUAGUUAAUGGAAUAUUUACUAUGAUAACAUUCAAGAAUAAAAAACUAUGUGAAGUUGGUUGUGGUUUAUAUCUAUUUGGUUCAUCAACAACAACAUUAAUGAUAAUAGUUUUAUUUGCGUUAAAAUUUUGGAUUCUUAUUUAUGCACAAAUGUCUCAAAUAUCCAAUCGAUCAUUUUUAAAUAUUCAAUGUUUGUUAUUAGAUUAUCUUCUUCGAAUAUUUAUUCAUAUGGAUCAAUGGUUAAAUGCAUAUGUUGCUUGUGAAAGAGCAAUAUCAGUUAUUAAAGGUACUCGUUUUAAUAAACAGAAAAGCAAGAAAGUAGCUAAAUUUAUUAUUAUUUUACUUUUAAUUUUUAAUAUUUUUACAUUUAUUCAUGAACUUCUUUAUCGACAAUUAGUGGAUGAAAUUGAUGAAGAUAAAAAUGAAAAACGAAUCUGGUGUGCUGUUAAUUAUUCAUCUAAUUUACAAAUCUAUAAUUCCGUUAUAACUACAUUUCAAUUUUUUGCUCCAUUUAUAAUUAAUUUUAUUUCAGCUUUUAUUCUUAUAACAAAAAAAUCUCGUCAACAAUUAAAUAUUCAAAGACAACGAAAUUUUCGAGAUAUUUUAAAAGAAAAUUAUCGAGAACAUAAACAUUUAUUUAUUGCACCUGUUGUAUUAGUUAUUCUUGCUUUACCACGUUUAAUAAUUUCUUAUAUGUCAAAAUGUAUGCAGUCAAGUAAUGACUCAUGGUUAUAUCUUACAGGAUAUUUUAUUUCAUUAGCUCCAGCAAUGCUUACUUUUAUUGUAUUUGUAUUACCAUCAAAAUAUUAUAAAAAGGAAUUUCGUAAAACAAUUGUUGGAUAUCGAGCUAAUAUAAAACGACGUUUACGCAUUGCAUCUUAG
Molecule: messenger RNA, 3633 nt
Organism: Adineta steineri
Lineage: Eukaryota; Metazoa; Rotifera; Eurotatoria; Adinetida; Adinetidae
Source: the annotation of a GenBank genome assembly